Messenger RNA from Oncorhynchus nerka (sockeye salmon), 3352 nucleotides. Its product is annotated as equilibrative nucleobase transporter 1-like. Lineage: Eukaryota; Metazoa; Chordata; Actinopteri; Salmoniformes; Salmonidae. Gene Ontology annotation, biological process: transmembrane transport. The coding region runs from base 1252 to 2883 and encodes 543 amino acids. Gene Ontology annotation, molecular function: transmembrane transporter activity. The record is from RefSeq and is a predicted model, not a curated record. The transcript has 13 exons.
CCUGUGUCAGCCUGCACAUAGCUGCAACCAGGACACAACCUCAGUCAGUGACUCCGCAUAAAACUGCCAACUGGGACACCAGCCAACAUGGAACACCCUGAGGCAUUCUCUCCAGCCGACAACAUGGAACACCCUGAGGCAUUCUCUCCAGCCGACAACAUGGAACACCUUGAGGCAUUCUCUCCAGCCGACAACAUGGAACACCCUGAGGCAUUCUCUCCAGCCGACAACAUGGAACACCCUGAGGCAUUCUCUCCAACCUACAACAUGGAACACCCUGAGGCAUUCUCUCCAGCCGACAACAUGGAACACCCUGAGGCAUUCUCUCCAGCCGACAACAUGGAACACACUGAGGCAUUCUCUCCAACCGACAACAUGGACUUUGGGAACCUGGCUUCAAUCGGUGGGGGGGCAGCCUUUUAGGGAGGCAAGCAAUUUAAACCAGUGAACCAGUUAGAACCAGUGAGCCAGUUAGAACCAGUGAACCAGUUAGAACCAGUGAACCAGUUAGAACCAGUGAACCAGUUAGAACCAGUGAGACAGUUAGAACCAGUGAAUCAGUUAGAACCAGUGAGACAGUUAGAACCAGUUAGAACCAGUGAACCAGUUAGAACCAGUGAGACAGUUAGAACCAGUGAAUCAGUUAGAACCAGUGAAUCAGUUAGAACCAGUUAGAACCAGUGAACCAGUUUGAACCAGUGAACCAGUUAGAACCAGUGAGACAGUUAGAACCAGUGAAUCAGUUAGAACCAGUGAAUCAGUUAGAACCAGUUAGAACCAGUGAACCAGUUUGAACCAGUGAACCAGUUAGAACCAGUGAGACAGUUAGAACCAGUGAAUCAGUUAGAACCAGUGAGACAGUUAGAACCAGUUAGAACCAGUGAACCAGUUAGAACCAGUGAGACAGUUAGAACCAGUGAAUCAGUUAGAACCAGUGAACCAGUUAGAACCAGUGAACCAGUUAGAACCAGUGAGUAAGUCAGAUGAGUUGAACCAGUGAGCAGACAGAGAGAACUAUGUGGUACUAUAGAGACCAGAGAACUACGAUGAACACUGUGUUCUGAGAGAGAAGAUGACAGAGGCAACACUGUUGGCCCUUCUACAGGGGGCACCAAUGCUGUGGUCAGAAAUUGAGGGACCCACCACCACUACUACCGAGCUUCACCACCACCCCUCUGACCAGCAACACAAAGUCCCAUAGGAGGAACCCGGAAGUGAAGCAGGAAGUAAGCGGCAGUGGCAGCAGAAAGCAUGCUGGGAUGUGGGGGCGGGGCCAAGCUGCGCCACAGUUUGACGGUGGCCUCGGGAUUCGUUGAAAACCUGUGUUUCUCGGGGAUAGCGUACGGCUGGGCGUCGCUGGUGUUCAUCCUUAAGAACGAUGGCUACUUCAGUGACCUCUGUGACAUCACUGCCAACGCCACUGACCCCGGUGACAUUAUCACGUUGUCAGGGGAGCGGCCCAGUGAUAACAUCAUACAGUCAGACUGUAGUGGGCAGGAUGAACAGUUCUCUCUGGUCUUCACCGUCGCCUCCUUCUCCAUGAACUUCCUGCGUUUUCCUCUGGGCUUCCUGUUCGACCGCUUCGGCACCAUGGCGACCAGGCUCCUGGCCACAUGUCUGUACACCACGGGGACCUUGUUGAUAACUGUCUCCAGUCCAGAGCAGUCAGCGUUGCUGUUUCCUGCCAUCUCGUGCCUGAUCACAUCUGGAAUGUUGUUCUACACCACCAACGCUCAGGUGGGGAACCUGUUCGACAGCCACCGUUCCACGGUCAUAUCGGUCUACGCCGGGGCCUUUGACUCCUCCGCCGCUGUCUUCCUCAUCAUCAAGUUUUUGUAUGAAAGAGGGGUCUCUUUCCACUCCUCCUUCCUCGUUCUCUCCGUCUGCAGCGUCAUCCACGUCUUCCGGACGUUCUUCCUCAUGCCCAAGACCCACAUCCCCUACCCACUCCCCGACAGAUACGCUUACGGGGUGAGCUGCGGUGGCCGGCGUUGGGAGAAAGGGGGAGAGAGAGGAGAAAAGAACGGAGGAGGAGGAGAGAGAAAAGGAGAUGUGAAUGCCAGAUAUCAGAAGAAUGCUGUGUUACAGAAGGCUGAGAGUGCCCCGCUGCAGUUGCAGGACAAAGCAGGACCUUCCAGACCCGAUCAGCCUGAGAGAGUUACCAGUUUUAGGUGUUGUGUCCUGUCCUGGUUCUUUCUGUGGCACCUGGUCUGGGUGGCUGUCAUGCAGUUCUGUCACUUCCUGUUCAUCGCCACGGUGAACCCCAUGCUCAACCGGCUGGCCAACAGAGACCAGACCCUGGUGAGUCAGUACACCAAUGCCUUUGCCUUCACCCAGCUCUGUGGGGUCCUCUGUGGUCCCUGGAAUGGCCUCAUCAUGGACAGACACAAGGGGAAGCCACUGGCUCCAGGAGAGACGAAGCAAGAAGCCGACCUGCGCUCCUCUUCUCUCUCCCUCUUCCUCACCUCCCUCCAGUGCCUCCUCUUCUAUGUCUGCGUCUCCUCUCCUCUCCUUCCUCUCCAGUACCUCACCUUCAUCCUGCAAGUCCUCAACAGUGCCUUCAUCUAUGGUGGACACCAAGCCUUCCUCACCAUCGCGUUUCCCGGCUGCCAUUUUGGUAAAUUGUCUGGUCUGACAACAUCUCUGUCAGCUGUGGUUCUGCUUCUCCAGUUCCCUGUUCUACACCUCAUCAGAGAGUUCCUGCAUGGAGACCCUAUCUAUGUGAACGUGGGUCUGACCCUCCUCACCCUCCUCACCUUCAUCCACCCCCUCCACGUCCACCUCCACUGCCGCUCUCUAGCCAGUCAGAGGAGGGCUAGGACCGAACAGGAAGUGACAAACUCAGGGUCAGAGGUCACGUGCAACAGGCUGGUGGGGAUGUGACGACAACCAACAACAGUAGUGGUGCGUCUCGAUAGACUAAAGUCGCUUGCUCUCCUUGUCUCCUUUCCUUUGAUAACAUUGAUCUGAUAAAAUUGGUGGAAAACAGGGUCUGUGUCCCAAAUAGUGCCCUAUCCCCUACAUGAGGCAUUACUUUUGAUGGGCCCUGGUUAAAAGUAGUGCCCUAUAUUAGGGAAUAGGGUGCAUUGGGGCACAAACAGGUGCCUCUGUAGGAUGCCUUCCCUUCGCCAUCUUGCUUUCACUUGUCCGAUGUAGGUGAAGGAGAGGAGACGAGGAGAGAAAGCAUCUUUAGACUGUUGGGCUGCAUCCAGGACAAUUGACACUACAUCAUGGACAUUGCCACUGACUGUUCAAGGCAGGGCAAAGGAGGACAGUGACUAAAGUGAAGACCUACUGUAAUGUGUGUGUUAACCUGUCUGAUUGUAAUAAAGAAUACAACUAAACUGUGAAA